Phytophthora nicotianae INRA-310 is the source of this 357-nucleotide messenger RNA. RefSeq lists its product as hypothetical. Bases 1 to 357 code for a protein of 118 amino acids. Lineage: Eukaryota; Oomycota; Peronosporomycetes; Peronosporales; Peronosporaceae. The transcript is spliced from 2 exons. The record is from RefSeq and is a predicted model, not a curated record.
AUGGUGACCUCUAGUAAUGUCAGUCGGUUAUUAAAAGCCCGGGAUGUUGAGAGCAGCAAGGAUUUAAAGAAAGAGAGUUCGGCCGAUGAAUCGCGAGCAAUGCCUAAGCUUGACAGGGUGGUUUCGGACCUAGCUGACGAUGCGAAUCUUCACAAGUCGAUCAAGGCAAAACUUACACCGAUGCUUAAGCAUGUUGCGACCGUCGAGAAACUGACCCCACCUGAAGCUGCCACCAAGUGGGGCAUUUGGACGCUAUUGAAGACGAAGUCUAUGGAGCAGCUGGCCAACCACCCGGACUAUCUGUUAUGGAAGACAUACACUAAGUACUGGAACAAGUAUCACUACUCGUCAAUUUAG